AUUUUUCGGUGUUGUAAUUGAGAUCUCUAAAUACUUUACGAAUUUUUAUAUCUUUAAACAAUUUGAUGCAAGGUUAUAAAUUCAGCGGCUAAAACAUUCUACAUGUCAGCGGGGCAGAUCAAUGUCCCAAUUGUAUUCCGCGGACGCAACGGGGCUGCUAUGGGCGUGGCAUCUAAACAUUCUCAAUGUUUUGCGGCUUGGUAUUUCCACGUUCCCGGCCUUAAGGUUGUAUCACCCUACGAUAUUGAAGACUGCAGAGGUUUAUUAAAAUCAGCUAUACGUGAUCCUGAUCCAGUUGUGGUUUUAGAAAACGAGGUUUUGUACGGUGUUCCUUUUCCAGUUAAUCCUGCGAUCAUGGAUAAAGACUUCCUAAUCCCAAUAGGCAAAGCAAAAAUAAUAAAACCUGGAAAACAUGUGACGGUGGUUGGUCAUUCUAAAGCAGUGAAGACCUGUCUAUUAGGGGCUGCAGAAUUGGCCAAGAAAGGUAUUGAAGUCGAAGUUAUUAAUUUACGUUCAUUGCGUCCUUUGGACACAGAAACGAUUUUUAACUCAGUGAAGAAAACACAUCAUUUAGUAACUGUAGAAUAG
Messenger RNA from Glossina fuscipes, 588 nucleotides. Its product is annotated as pyruvate dehydrogenase E1 component subunit beta, mitochondrial-like. Gene Ontology annotation, molecular function: pyruvate dehydrogenase (acetyl-transferring) activity. The record is from RefSeq and is a predicted model, not a curated record. NCBI's taxonomy places the organism in Eukaryota, Metazoa, Arthropoda, Insecta, Diptera, Glossinidae. Gene Ontology annotation, biological process: pyruvate decarboxylation to acetyl-CoA. The transcript is spliced from 2 exons. The coding region runs from base 103 to 588 and encodes 161 amino acids.